AAAGGUCAACCAUUUUGGCGGGUGUCAUUCCUUUUACAUAUUCGUUUUUUAUGACAAAAAUUUUUUAUUUCGUGUCAUCACUGAAAAAAGUUUUGAAUUAAAAUGGACUUAAAUGAUGCCGUAUUAACUUGUGCAAUUAAUAUUUUGUGGACAAAUGCAGUGGGCGCAACUGGAAAGAAGGUAACUUUCAAAACAGCUACACUGCGUCUGAUACGAAAUGAUGUGAGGGAACUUUUCAUUGAUGUAACCGGUGAAAAAGCUAAGCCAAUAAAAUUCAAGCUCAAGGAUAUAAUGGUACACAAAAAAUUUAUGUCUGAGGGUAAAGCAACGAUAAAUUUCAAGGCAGAGAACUGUGCAAUGUAUCUAUCAAAUGCCCCACCUAGUACGUUAAUGUAUUUCCUGCGCACUAUAUUCAUUAAACUUAAUGGCGAGCAAAAAGAUGAAGCAACUACACAGAAACAGUUACGCGCUCACAUGCUUUCUGGUAAGCCUAGCAAUUUUGAGGAAGUUUCUCCAGUAACAACUACCGAAAUGAUAAUGGCCAGAAAAAAGGCUGGUUUGCUAGGAAAGGGCUCUGUGACAACGCCAUCGCCAUUGGCUGCGAAAAAACGCCGUUAUGAGGAUUUAAGUGGCGCAAAUGGACAAGUGAGUUCACAGGCACCAGCCGCUAAAAGGCUCUACCAAGACCAAAGUACACAGUCGCUUGGUAUUGAAGAAAAUGUAAAACUUUGCGAAGAACAGUUGGAAGUGCUACGUGCUUGCACCUCCGGCAAGAGCAUAUUUUUCACGGGUUCUGCUGGUACAGGGAAAAGUUUCCUUUUACGUAAAAUUAUAUCUGCUCUGCCACCGGAUGGCACUGUAGCGACUGCUUCUACAGGUGUAGCAGCAUGCCUUAUAGGAGGUACGACUUUACACGCCUUUGCGGGUAUAGGCGGUGGUGAUUAUGGACUGCCACGUUGUAUUGAAUUAGCGUCUCGUCCAGGGAGUGCGCUGAUAUGGCGUAAAUGCAAGCGAUUAAUUAUAGAUGAGAUCUCAAUGUUAGAUGGACAGUACUUUGAAAAAAUAGAAGCAGUAGCAAGACAUAUACGCAAGAACGACAAACCCUUUGGAGGGAUCCAAUUAAUUCUUUGUGGAGAUUUUCUUCAACUACCACCUGUGGUUAAAAGUGACUAUAACUCUACCCCAACACAACGUUUUUGCUUUCAAUCUAGUGCUUGGGAAAAAUGCAUUCAGUGCGUUUUUGAACUCAAACAAGUACAUAGGCAAUCCGAUCCGGAAUUUGUGAAAAUUCUUAAUCACAUCCGCAUCGGAUAUGUGAAUGAUGAAAUUACUAAACGGCUGCGUGCUACAUCAAAACAAAAAAUCGAAGGUGAUGGAAUCUUGGCCACACAACUUUGUUCUCAUACGAAUGACGCACAAUCAAUAAAUGAAUCUAAACUUGAAAGCUUAGACGGUGAGAAGAUAUUAUUCCAAGCUGAGGAUUCUGAUGCGAAUAUGUCGAAGCAGUUGGACUCUCAGUUGCAAGCAACUUCUCGUCUCUAUUUAAAAGUAAAUGCUCAAGUUAUGUUACUUAAAAACAUUAAUAUUGCUUCUAGUCUGGUAAAUGGGGCACGAGGUGUAGUUGCACGCAUUGAAAAGGGUAUACCAGUGGUGCGUUUUAAGAAUAAUCGCGAAUAUUUAUGUAAGCAAGAAAAAUGGAUUAUAAAGACUGCAUCUGGUGGUACAGUAACACGAACGCAGGUGCCGCUAAAGUUGGCAUGGGCCUUUUCAAUACACAAAAGCCAAGGCCUAACAUUGGACUGCGUUGAAAUGUCGUUGUCUAAAGUGUUUGAAGCUGGGCAAGCUUAUGUAGCUCUUUCGCGUGCAAAAUCGAUGGAUUCUUUGCGCAUACUAGACUUCGAUCCAAAACAGGUUUGGGCGAACGCACAAGUUCUUCAGUUCUACAAACUAUUUCGUAGACGCUUGCAUGACAGCACAAUGAUCCCUCUUGGCGCUAAGAACAUAAAACGUGAGAAAACAGAUGGUCAACGGGCUAGUGCACUAGCUAAAAUAAAGAAGAGUCUCAUUGAUAAACCACUCGUAUCUAUAAGCUAAUGCGGAAAAGUUAACUGGGAAACUUUCCUUUACGGCCGAUCGUUGUGUUUGCGGUGGGUGGAAAAGGAGCGGCGUGAGACCAUCCACCGGCCGUUCAGAGAGGGCAUGGGCCACCGUUUCCAACGAUACCACCACCAACCCCCUAGGCCCAUAGGGAGCACCUAGAAAAUUGGUCGAAAAACACUGUUUUGAAAAGUGUUUAAUAAACCCUAACGACUUUUAAACAAAAUAGUGAUCUGUUGACUGUACUUGUAAGUGCAAAAGGUUUAAUUCAGUUCACACAAUUCGAUACAGUAAGCGAAAGAAAAUCGGCAGUAAAGGAAAGCCAGCCCAAGUUGACACCAAAAAAAAAAAAAAACCAUAUCGCACACCUAGAUCUGAAGUGAGCUGUCUCAAAAAUUAGAUCGGGAAAUAUAAUAUAUAACAUUCAAUUCAAUUAAUACAAAAACAGGUAUAACAGCAAUUCUUUUUAUUAGUGUAUAUAAUUGUUAAGAAAAAUAUUGUAUUUGCAAAAAAAAGUCAUCAUGUUGUUUUAGUUGAUCGCACUUCAGAUCUGGGUGUGCGAUAUGUUCGCCACUUGGACUCGGAAAAAUAAAAAUGCUUUAAAAAGGA
Rhagoletis pomonella (apple maggot) is the source of this 2706-nucleotide messenger RNA. RefSeq names its product ATP-dependent DNA helicase PIF1 (gene Pif1). The transcript has 3 exons. The record is from RefSeq and is a predicted model, not a curated record. Gene Ontology annotation, molecular function: DNA helicase activity. Gene Ontology annotation, biological process: DNA repair; telomere maintenance. The coding region runs from base 103 to 2094 and encodes 663 amino acids. NCBI's taxonomy places the organism in Eukaryota, Metazoa, Arthropoda, Insecta, Diptera, Tephritidae.